GAUCAAACUGUCAGAAACACACACUUCCUCACCUCUCUAUAAAGCUCUGAGAUGGCCAGCAAAGCUUUGGUUCUUGUCCUUCUUUUCCUGGAGCAAUCCAUUCCUUCAGAGUCUGCAAAGAUCCUGACUGUGUGCUUAAUAGGAGGUAGUCAUUACAUGCUGCUGGAUGAGAUCUCACAUACCUUCCACGAGAGGGGACACAAGGUGCGAAUGCUACUGCAGAUGGGAACCCCCAUUAUUAAAGGAUUAAACUACGUGGGUCGACCAAACAGUUACCAGAUUACGCAAUGGUCUGUCAGUGAGGAAUAUAUCAAGGAAUACAACAAGUGGUUUUUCGAAAAACAGAAAGAAUUUCUACAGGGCAGGCAUAAGUUUUAUUAG
Molecule: messenger RNA, 381 nt
Organism: Acipenser ruthenus (sterlet)
Lineage: Eukaryota; Metazoa; Chordata; Actinopteri; Acipenseriformes; Acipenseridae
Product: UDP-glucuronosyltransferase 3A1-like
Exons: 3
Coding region: 52-381 (109 amino acids)
Source: RefSeq, a predicted model, not a curated record